AUCUGUCAUCCGUCAGUCAGUGUGCAGAAGAACCACGAAAAGUUGUUACGAGACCGGGUCCGGAGGAGCAGAAAACACGAGAAAAGCAGCGAACGGGACGUUUUUUGGGUGCGCAAUAAGAACCGGAUUCGAACUUCUUGCGUGUCGGAGAUGAGAAUCGACUGAACUCCCCCGGAAGAGUACAAACACAAACCAACAGUAGUACACCCUUAUAUUUGCUCCGGUUCACGAUGGCUGUUUCGUUCUGCGGCAAGCGGAUUCUGUUGACACGGUCCAACCUGCUGGCCAACCAAAAGCGCCAUGGAUACAUUGUACUAGUUCCGGAGAUUGGCGAGGAUUUGACGGAACGGAAUCCUCUGGUCAAGUCGGAGAAUGGAUUGCCGGAAUUCAACAGCGUAACGAUCGAGAAGUGCGUCGGAGCGAUUGGCCAGCAGGCGAUUGCCGUGGAGAAAGGGGUCAAGGCGCUGGAAGCCAAGAUUGAAGCGGAAGGAGCCGGGGCUUUGGACGUGAUAAAGGAUGUCAUUUUGCCGCUGGAAUCGGUUGGGGCUCCACUGGAGACGACUUGGGGAGUGGCCAAAACGUUGUACUUGGGAAACAGCUCGAAGAUGCCGACCAAGAGCUACCUGACGAUUCACGAGAGGGCUCGCGGAGCGAGGCGGUGCAAGUUCAACAGUUUGCCUAUUAAUGGGGCUUUGAAGCAGGCCAUCGGCAGUCAGAAGUUUCCACAGGAGGAAAGCAGAUUGAUCAACAAGUAUCUGCUGGAGUCAAAAUUGAAUGGAAUCGAAGUGGAAGGCUCAGGCAAACAAGAGCUGAAGGAAGUGCUCGAAAAGCUGACACAGGAGCGAUCCAAGUUCCACGGCAAGCGGGAAGUGGCAGUGAAGAAAUUUUCGCAACUCAUCAAAGACCCGGCUCUGAUGCAGGAGUUCCCGCCGACGCUGCUCCAGGCGCUGGCCGUUGAUCAGUCCCAGGUCAUCAAGGGACCUUGGAAAGUGACGUUGCAGCCGUAUGUGGUUCAAAAGUUUCUGGAAUAUUGUCCGGAUCGAACCCAUCGGUGGAAUUUGUGGCAAGCAGAUACUCGAAAGUGUUCAAACCACACGGACAAGGCCCUGGAGAACAGUACGCAUCUGGAGCAGAUUCGGGCCCUGAGGAAACGCCAGGCCAAAUUGCUCGGGUACGAAAGCUUUGCGCACAUGUCGAUGGAGACGAAGAUGGUCGGGUCGAUUGACACGCUGAGAAGCACAAUGGGCGAGUUGCUUCAGUAUGCGAGACCUGCCUUGGAGGAUGAGAUGGCUUCUUUGGAAGAAUUCGCCGUUGAUCACGGGUUCAAAGCCAAACUGGACGUGUACGAUGUCCCGUACUGGAAGAGAAAGCAGAUGGCCGAGUGCCAUGAUUUUGACAAGGAAGCACUGAGAGAGUACUUCCCGAUGCCUAAGGUUCUGAAUGGUCUUUUCAAAUUGGCCGAGUCGCUGUUUGACAUCAAGAUCGUGGAAAGAACCGGAGUGGACACGUGGCAUGAGGACGUGAAAUUCUUCGACAUCUUUAAUUCCAGCAAAGGAACUGAACCGAUAGCCGGAUUUUACACGGAUUUGUACUCACGAGAAGAAGAGAAGAUCUCCGUGGCAGGCAACUCCGGGUGGAUGGUUGGAAUCGUGAACAAGAGCAUUGUUGCUGGAGAUAAUCCGCUGGCAGCAUUGAUCUGCAAUUUCCCAGCACCUUUGUACGGAAAGCCUUCAUUGUUAUCGCUGGACGAUGUGAAUAUUCUGUUCCACAAGUUUGGCCACGCGCUGCAGCAUUUGCUGACCGAGAUGCGGUACAGCGAACUUGCCGGUCUUUCCAACGUCGAAUGGGACGCCGUUGAGGUUUCGGGACAUGUCCUGACUCACCUUCUGUACGAUCCGGACGUCAUUCGCUCGAUCAGUUCGCAUUACGGCACGGAACAACCGCUUCCGGACGAGUGCAUAAUGGCCAUUCAGAAGAACCAGAAGCAUCUGGCCGGAUACAGCCUUUGUCGCGAACUGUACUUCUCCAAUCUUGACCUGGACCUGCAUCUUACAUCCGACUAUUGGUUGGACGUUGUCAAGAACCUGUACCCGCAGUUCCACACCUUCCCGUUGGACAAAAAGGACGCCCAUCCGUGCUCGAUGACGACCAUUUUCUCCGGUGACUGGGGAGCAGCCUAUUUCAGCCGACUGUGGUCUCGGAUGGUCGCUGCGGACGUCUACAGUGCCUUCGUGGAAGCCAAAUCAAAGGGACAGCAAUCCGAAGCCGGUCGGAGAUUCCGCGAAACGUUCCUGGCCCUGGGCGGAGGAUGUCACCCCUCGGAAGUGUUCCGUCAGUUCCGUGGCCGUGAUCCAUCCCCCAAGGCGCUGCUCCAAAAUCUGGGCAUCUACAAACCAGUGCAUUCAACCGGUGGCAAUCCGUCGGCUAGCGGAAGCGAAUGAGCAAAAUAGUAGGAAGCGUAGGUUGUUAAAACUUUUAAAACUGAGUGUUAUUGAAUGAAACAGUCAAUAUAAGAUUUAUUGUACAAUUCGAA
Messenger RNA from Aedes aegypti (yellow fever mosquito), 2533 nucleotides. RefSeq names its product probable cytosolic oligopeptidase A. NCBI's taxonomy places the organism in Eukaryota, Metazoa, Arthropoda, Insecta, Diptera, Culicidae. The record is from RefSeq and is a predicted model, not a curated record. Bases 231 to 2441 code for a protein of 736 amino acids. The transcript has 3 exons. Gene Ontology annotation, molecular function: metalloendopeptidase activity. Gene Ontology annotation, biological process: peptide metabolic process; proteolysis.